This is a messenger RNA of Hyalella azteca, 672 nucleotides long. RefSeq lists its product as uncharacterized. Lineage: Eukaryota; Metazoa; Arthropoda; Malacostraca; Amphipoda; Hyalellidae. The transcript is spliced from 4 exons. Bases 1 to 672 code for a protein of 223 amino acids. The record is from RefSeq and is a predicted model, not a curated record.
AUGUUCUUCUCCGGCGUGUUCUGCUUGGCCAGUUUGGCGAGCAGUUUCAGCGCAGUUCAGGGGAGCCCAAUGACGCUCUUCACCGACGCAACGAUCGCACAGGCUUGGACCACGUCUUCGUUGGAGGCACCGAGCGCAUGCGUGUGCCGGAAUCGGUGCUUCGUGGACACGCGGUGCCUGGCGGUGUCCAUCACUCAGGCGGCCUCCGUGUCCAAGUGUCACUUCAGCAGCAACGCCUCGGUGCUCACCAGCCUCCUCAUAACAGCCCCGGCCUUCAUCACCUUCAUGAAGAACAAAGUGUGCAAGCCUGGCUUCGAAGAGGUGGGCGGCUUCUGCUACUUCUUCUCUACCGUGACUGCCAACUUCGAUGAGGCGAAAAGCUCGUGCCCGACGGGCAGCGUGCUCGCCUUCCCGUCCUCUGCUACUCAGAUGAACGAUCUUUUGGACUACAUCAAGAAAUACAAGGCCGGUGUGGACAACUGGUGGGUCGACGCGACACUGCAACUCAGCGACAUGAAGUUCUACUGGCCCGACGGAAUAGAGAUCGUAUCACCUAAAAUCGGAAACAUCCUGAGUGAGCCUUACGCGCGACUGCAGAAGGACAACAACUACUUGCCCAGUGACACUAUUGGUGGCAGCAUCUUCAACUACAUCUGCCAGUAUCGCAAGUGA